Girardinichthys multiradiatus is the source of this 2487-nucleotide messenger RNA. RefSeq names its product meprin A subunit beta-like. NCBI's taxonomy places the organism in Eukaryota, Metazoa, Chordata, Actinopteri, Cyprinodontiformes, Goodeidae. The record is from RefSeq and is a predicted model, not a curated record. The transcript is spliced from 17 exons. The coding region runs from base 49 to 2076 and encodes 675 amino acids. Gene Ontology annotation, molecular function: zinc ion binding; metalloendopeptidase activity; protein binding. Gene Ontology annotation, cellular component: membrane. Gene Ontology annotation, biological process: proteolysis.
CUGAAGGUGGUAAUUAGAGUGAUUGACUCCUCUAGGACAGGAUCUACCAUGAGACUGAAAGGCUACUUUUUAGUUAUGGUGAACUUGGCAGUUUCAUCAGCACUUUCACUACCUACAGUAGAGGUAGAGAUAGUUGAUGCUGGAAAAAGCAACACCAAAGAGGAUUUAACACUUGAUGAUAUUCGUGAGCCUCUAAACAUUCAAAGGAGCAGCAUUCUACCUGGAAAUGGUCUGUGGACAUCCCCUGUUCCCUACUUCCUGGAUAAAAGCCUGGACCUGAAUAGUAAAGGAGUUAUCAUGAGAGCUUUUGACCAGUUCAGAGUGAAGUCAUGCAUCGAUUUCAAACCCUUGGACUCUGAGGAUCAUUACAUCAACAUUCAAAAGUUAGACGGGUGUUGGUCAUAUAUUGGCCGAGUAUUCAGCAAAGGACAGAAUCUCUCUAUUGGAGAAGGCUGUGAUGACCUUGCCACUGUUGAACAUGAGCUUCUUCAUGCUCUUGGUUUCUACCAUGAACAGUCUAGAUAUGACAGAGACGAUUAUGUGCAGAUUGUACUUCCCAACAUCAUAACAGUUCAACAGCAUAAUUUCAGAAAGGUUGCAAGUGAUGAGAGCACUACCCAUGGAGUCCCAUAUGACUACAUGUCAGUGAUGCACUAUGGCAAGGAUGCAUUCAGCAAUGGCGAGGGCUCAACAAUUAUUACCAAAGACCCUAAAUUCCAGGAUGUGAUUGGUCAAAGGCUUGAAAUGAGCCCUAGUGAUGCUCAGGAGCUGAACCUUCUCUACAACUGCAAUGCAUCUAUCGCCUUUAAGUUUUACUGCGGCUUUUCUGAUGGAACAAUGUGCCAGAUGAGCCGCUGUUCACGGGGUGAGAAUGACUGGGAAGUGGUUACACAAGUUCAUGGGGGUCCAAGCUCUGACCAUACCAAUCUACCAAGUGGAAGUGAAGAUAAUGGUCAACAAGCAGGGUACUUCAUCCAUGCGAGCACAGCAUCAGGUCAAGAGGGAGAUUCAAUCAAACUGGAAACUGAGGUAGUGAAGCCUAACAGGGCAUGUAAUGUCCAGUGUCUGCAGUUCUACUAUUUCCACAGUGGAAAUGAGUCAGAUGAACUUAAUAUCUGGAUCAGAGAGUUUCAAGAUGAACAGGACACAACAGGAACUCUCCGCCUCAUGGCACAGAUUACUGGUCCACCAACGUCUCAUUGGAAGCUCCACCAUGUUUCAUUAAAUGCCACCAAGCACUUUCAGGUGGUGUUUGAAGUUCGGAAAGGAGCAGGAAGCUCUACAGGAGGCUACUCAGUUGAUGACAUCAAUCUCUCAGAGACAGAGUGUCCACAUGUUGUCUUGCAGAUUGAUGACUUCGAGAAUCUUUUAAACACAAGCAGCCCUGGAACUCUAAUAUACAGUCCACAACAGUACUCAAAAGAUGGCUAUGCGUACCGUGUAGCUGCUUACCUUGUAAAACCAUUUAUUGGAAUUUUUGUGCAGCUCUUGUCUGGUGAAUUUGACAACCAACUGCAGUGGCCUUGCCUACAAAGACAAAUUAUUUUCCAGUUGCUGGAUCAAACCCCUAACAAGCAACUGCAAAUGUCAAAGCAAAUUGCUUUCACUACUAAAGAAUCUCAUGUGACCGAAAGUGGUGUCUCUUACUGGAGCAGUCCUAGGGAGACUGGAGUCGGACGUUUUUAUGAGAAAGAUGAGUUAGUCUAUGGUGGGAUUCUCUUUGGGUUCUAUUUUGCAAACCAAGAAUUGAAAUCCAGACAAUUCCUAAAAGGAGGUAGUGCCAUUUUCAUGUCUACCUUUGAAGAUCUCAACCCACUAAUAAAUGGAUCCAGUCUACCAUGUCCAAAGUUAAGACCAGCGAGCAUAACAAAUCCUCGCCCAACUCUGGAUGAAAGUCCAUGCUCAGCACGAGUGUCCCCAACCAGCACUCCACCUUCUACAACACCAGAUGACAGGAAUCCAUCUACCGUGCAUCCACCACCUACUACAGACAACAGCAUUUUUUGCUUCUGUCCUGGUAUGGUGGCCUCUCCCAUCCUCACUGUCCUGCUGGCAUUGAUCCUUCUGUUGCAAUGAUGUAUGCCUCCCAUAUACAUCUUCUGUCUCUGUAUAGGCAGCAAAACUAUUAGAAAUCUCUCAGAAACACUACCAGUCAAAAGUUUUAGAACCCCUUUAUCAUAUACCGGUUUUCUAUAUGUUUAUGACAACUUACAUUGUACAUAGAUUCUCCCUGAAGGCAUCAAAGCCAUGAAUGAACACGUGGAGUUAUGCAAAUGAGAAAUUGUAAAAGAACUUUAAAUAUGUUUUAUAUUUUACAUUCCUUAAAGUAGCCACCCUUUGCUGUGAUGACUAAAAUAUUAUUCUUUGGGGAUCUUUUAAUUAACCUCUGAGAAGUUCUUUCAAGACUCUCUGGAAAACUAUUUCAGGUCACCACCUCAUGAAGCUCAUGGAGAGAAUGCCAAGAGAGCAAAGAAGUAAUCAAAGCAA